AUGAUCCAUGUGGAACGACCAUUAGGACGAGCUCUCGUCAGAGCGGCCACAGCUCCAUCCAUCUCUCGUAUGCCAAGGGUUUGCUGGAAAAUGGAGCAACGAGGAUUUCCCCUUCACAAUCCAUGGAAUGGAAGACGAUAUUUGCUCUCACAAGCGGUCACACGGCGAUUGGACACAAUGGUGGCCCGACAUGUCGAGCUAUUGAAGCAAAUGGAAGAAAAUCCAGAAGAAUCUUAUACAUACGGGAAGGAACUCGCAUCGUUGGCACAGGCAGUCUCCUUGCACGAACGAAAGGAGGCCAUUCUAGCAGAAGAAAAAUCGAUCCAGGAAUUGUUGGAGGAAUGUGGCGAUGAUGAAGAUAUGAAAAAGGAAUGCAUGGAGACACUGGAACAAUGCAAAGAAGAUAUGGAAGCGCUAAAUCGGAAAAUGAGAACUGCCGUCCUUCCAAAGGAUGAAGAUGAUACGCGAAGUAACGCAAUUAUCGAAAUUCGAGCUGGAACGGGAGGAGACGAAGCAGGAUUGUUUGCCUCGGAAUUGCGAGACACCUAUGAAAAGACGGCCAAGGCCAUGAAUUUUUCUUGUGAAACUUUAUCCGAAAGUAGGACUGAUAUUGGAGGUAUCAAGGAAACAGUCAUUUCUGUAUCGGCCAGAGGCUUUGGUGGUGCAGGUGCCGAUUUGGAUGCAGAUGAUGACGACGAUUUUCAAUCGAGUGUUGGUCCAUAUGGAUUCUUACGAUAUGAAAGUGGUGUGCACCGAGUCCAGCGAGUACCAGUUAAUGAUACUCGAAUCCAUACUAGUGCUUGUUCCGUCGCAGUUUUGCCAUUGCUAGAGGAAAGCGGCAACGCGGAGGAGCUAUUACCAAUGUCAGAACUAAAAAUUGAAACCAUGAGAUCCAGUGGUGCCGGUGGACAGCAUGUCAAUACUACCGAUAGUGCCGUUCGCAUUACCCACAUUCCUACUGGAAUAACAGCUUCGAUUCAAGAUCAAAGGAGUCAGCAUAAAAAUAAAGACAAAGCAUUGAAGCUGAUUGCUGCACGUGUUCGCGAUCUCCAAAGAGAGGAAGAGUCACAAAAACGGGGAGCUGCAAGAAGUAGUCUGAUGGGUGGAGGCGAUCGUAGUGAAAGAAUAAGGACAUACAACUAUCCCCAAGAUCGAAUCACAGACCAUCGCUGUAAACAUUCCACUCAUGGAAUAUCAAAAAUUUUAGAAGGAGGAAGUGAUGAUGGCCUCGUCUCCACUUUUUUCCCACUGUUGAGAGACAUGGUCCGAGAAGAAAAGAUGACUGAAUUGGAAGAGGAAGAGCUAAGGAGCUAA
Messenger RNA from Cylindrotheca closterium, 1314 nucleotides. NCBI's taxonomy places the organism in Eukaryota, Bacillariophyta, Bacillariophyceae, Bacillariales, Bacillariaceae. The record is from the annotation of a GenBank genome assembly.